CAAGUUGUGUACGAUCUGCGGUCUUUGUGUUUAUCAUCCGGGUGAAUCUACAAUGCAUAGGUUUUUCCCUUGAUGGUUCCAGAUAAAUUAUUAAUCAUCUGGUUACAGACACCUCAGUAUUGUACAUUAAUUUUUCGUAAAUUCUGAGAUCGGACUCGAAAAAUGGUGAGAUUUAACGAAAUAUGUCUAUAGAGAUCGCCGGCACGUCAUUCGAAGAAAGCUUCGAAGAAUUGAAAAAUCGCCUUCAGCCACUCUUUGAUGCAGAACCACUCAAGGUUCAGACAGAUUCUUGCUUGAGACGAUUUCUGCGAGGAUUUGACGAUGUGGAUGAAGCGUAUACCGCCUUGAUAAAGUACAUAAACUGGAGAGAAGAAUAUGGUGUAAACUGUUUAAGCAGAGGAGAUGAUGAUAUUGAAGAACAAAUUGCUUUGAAUAAGGCUGAAGUGUUAGAAUCUCCAGAUCAUAGAGGAAGGCCUAUCAUUCUUGUGACAGUAAGGAAUCAUGAUGCAAGAACCAGAGAUCUAAAUGUCAUCACGAAGUUCAUCAUUUACAUUUUGGAGGAAGCAACAAGAAGAUGCGAUGAAGAUGUAAUUGACAACCUAUGCAUCACUUUUGAUUUAAAGGGUUUCACAUUUAGCAACAUGGACUAUGGAUUUGUAAAGCAGCUCAUUUGGCUUUUGUCCAGGCGAUAUCCUGAAAGACUUGGAAAGUGUUUGAUUGUAAAUUCACCGUUUAUUUUCACUGGAUGUUGGGCUCUCAUAAGACUGUGGUUACAUGAGGUGACAUCUAACAAGAUUGUUUUUAUCAAGAAUGAAGAACACCUCGCAGAAUUCAUACCUCUUCAUGCUCUUCCAAAAUCCCUUUUUUGAAAUAGUUUGUCUGAAUUUUUAGUUUUUUGUUCUCUCACUCUUUUGAGGUAGCAGUCUGCCUUAUUACCUCUAAGAUCUAAUUUCUAGCCAACACAUUGUUUUCAUGUUUGUUAUUAAUGUCUUAAGAUGCUAUAAGUACAGCUUUUGUUAUUUAUGUUAAAGAUAAAUUUAGAUAUUUAAAGAAGUGUUACCCAUGCAUAAAAUCAAUUGUUAGCUAAUGUUAAACUUGUGUAAGAAUGGCUUGUAACUCAUAUCAGGAAUUAUUCUUCCUAAAAAGUGCAACAAUUUUGAUAUAUAAUAGUAAACAUCUUUCUGCUUUGCUAACGAGGUUAGAAUUUUGAUUUAUGAUCUUACCUUAUUUGAUGAUUGAAAUGGAAAUUUGUGUAGUAUUCCAAAAUUUACACAUACAAUCCAAACACAACUACAACAGUCAUUUCCACAAUUACAAUUGCAGUUAUUUUGACAUGUUCAGUUUAUGUUAGCUGAAAUAUUCUAAUUGUCUCAUUCUACAUGAGUAAGUUGUAAUCACAAGCCUGCAAUUAACUUCUUCCUUCUGCGAAGAACAAAGUGCUGUCAAAUUAGGCAACAUUUUAGUACAUACUUGGCAAAACUGAUGUAAGAAGUAAUUUAGCUCUUCUUACAAAGUCAAUUCAGAAUUUUCACUUCUCUCAAAAUUGGAACUAAUAUUGAGACAUAUUCUCAACUACUGGCACCAGAACUGUUGACUUUUUUUCUGUAAUUUUAACUUUUUAUGAUUUUUCUUGAGUCUCUGGUUUUGGGUUACAUUUAAAAAGAUGUCAGUAAAGAAAGCUCUAUACAAAAAGUGUCUAGAGUGAAAUGAUCAUAGGAUUCAGAAAGUGGGAUGACCUUUCGUAGCUUGGCCACCGUGGAGCAGUGGGUGUUGUAAUAUUUAAGUGAAGGUAUUACCACUGCUUCAUACCCUACAUCAUUAAAAAUUGUUUUUUUUAAAGAGACUGUUUGGCUGUACUGAGUUUGCCAUAAUAAGAAAUGCAACAAAGGAAUGCAGUGAUGUAAUUUUAUUUUAUUGCUACUAUUUCAUAACUGAGUACAUUACACCUAAUUAAUUAAUACCUUCAGAGGGUUUCAACAUAGUAGCGAGAAUGAAGAAUGACACAAAAUAAAAUUUUCAUCUGGUGCUGGAAUACUUAAUAUUUGCUAAUUUAAUUCUAUAUUUUAGUCCUUUACCACCCAUUAUGAUAGCUGAAGGUGCACCCGGAAUAAAGCCUCUAGUAACCUUUGAUGAAACAUUGACUUCUCCCCUGUUCCACUGAGGAAUGUGGGGUGAAUGUAAGUCAUUCUGGGCUUUUUCCCAGGUAUGCCUUAAAUUGUGACAAUUUGAAUGCCAAAUUAAAUUGCAAUUUAAUAUUUUGUUCCCCAUUUAAGGGUUAGAGAUACCACUUGUAGCCAGUAUGCUGUCCAUUUAACACUCCAUUUUGCAAGGAAUGCUCUCUUAAAACUCAGUCUUUAUACCUCCUCAAAUUAAGAUGCCACUGUAACAUAUGUCAAAAGUAAAUUCAUAUCUUUCUUAUUUGAGUCAUACAUUUAGCAUCAUAUAUUUGCAUAUGGAGUACGUUUGUAGAUAUUAUGUUGUGAUCGGAUUAUCCGUGUUUGAUGUUGUUAAUGAUUUUUUUUUUUGGUGAUGUGAUCAUUAGAAUUAGUUCAUAAAAAUAUUGUCAUUUUGCAGUUUAAUAUAUUAAGCCAGAGAGUAAGCUCACAUCGGUGCUGCAGCACAACUGGUAAAGUUGCCAGAGAGCAGUAAGGUGGCAAAGCAAGGCGGAGAGGAGUCACAACUUCACCAAUUGGACCACAGCAUUUCAAAUAAAACCUGCAUGCAGGCUACAAAACAUUGCAUAUAAUAAAAACAGAAAUAAA
This is a messenger RNA of Stylophora pistillata, 2762 nucleotides long. RefSeq lists its product as uncharacterized. The record is from RefSeq and is a predicted model, not a curated record. NCBI's taxonomy places the organism in Eukaryota, Metazoa, Cnidaria, Anthozoa, Scleractinia, Pocilloporidae.